GAAGAAGAGCCUGACUGGGUCGACGAGUCGACUCGUAGUCGUCGUCGAGUCAGUGUGUUCCAGGACUUUACGGUGGAAGGUGGAUUCUGGUCGGUGCUUCCGUAGGCCUUUACAAAACGUUUGAUCGCGAUCAUGUCAUUCAACUUGGAGAAAGAGCGCUUCAGUGGCGUGAUCGGUAUGGUCUUGACCUGCCACCUCGAUGGCUGCGAGUUCGAUUCUCGUGCGUUCCACUGAGGCGUGAGGGAUGUGUAUUUCUGGUGAUAGAAGUUCACUCUCGACGUGGUUCGGAAGUCACGUUAAGCCGUUGGUCCCGUUGCUGAAUAACCACUGGUUCUAUGCAACGUAAAAACACCAUACAAACAAACAAACUUCGAGAGAGAUUAGGACUUAGAGGGUUAACCGAAUAUGGGAGGAGGUGAGGUGGAGGACGAUGAUGCGCCCACCGCCCACUCGUCCACGUCGGGUGGGCUGUCCCUUGCCGUGCCCAAAACCGCUACAACGCCCACACAUCCACCCACCGACCCACCGGUAGCUGCCCUGAGAAGAUACCUCGAUUCAAUGCCUCAGCAUCCUUCGCCACGGAGAGAGGUGGUGAGCGGAGUCGUCUGGAGAUGCGUCCGUGGGGAAGUGAUCGCCAGCUUCCUCCUGACGGUGGUGUCCACCGCAGCAGCCGUGCAGCCUGCAGCCCAGGCGCCCAGUCCGCCCUGUGCCCAGCCGCUCACAGUGGGCACCAUAGACGACAUCGUCACCGAAACUGGCUGGGGAUGGGCGGUUCGGUGGGCCGUGGGUCACGGGGUAGUCAUGGGCGCAGUCAGCUGGGCCGUCAGAAGCGCCCACAUCUCUCCGCCCACGUCUAUUGCACUGCUCGUCACAAGGAAGGUAUCUCUGCUCCGUGCAGUUCUUCAUAUCAUCGCCCAGAUCGUGGGCGCCCUCUUGGCCGCCCCUGUCCUUCUUGGACUUCUUCCCCGUCCGCCACGCCCACCCCAGUUGCAGCCUCAUCUCACACCUGUACAGGGCUGGGGAGCCGAGUUCCUGGCAACUCUCUUCGUCACCCUGAUUUCAUUGUCGGCCUACGAAUCCACCCACGCCCCCUCCAGGUACACGAAAGACACGCAGGGGGACACGACGACGCCCAAAUUCACGCCUUCAUCUGCUAUUCCCGUCAUAGCAGGCCACACGGCAGCCGCCCUCUUCAGCGCGGAUUUCACGGGCGUUGGUUUGAAUCCUGCACGAUCAUUAGCAGUCGCGGUGGUCACUGGAGACUGGAGAUACCACUGGGUGUUCUGGGUAGGCCCCGCCCUUGGAGGACUCCUGGCAGCCUUCACCCACGAGUACACUGGGGCCAAGGACAACGCAAACGCGACGCCCCAACAUCCUCCACUCAUCUCGAGAGACACUUCCAGGCCGUCAGCAAUCACAUCCACACUCGCUUCUCCCUGCUGAAUUGGCGCGAAGAGCGUCUUCUUUGUGCUGGCGGAGAGACUCUCACUCGUGUGAGCCUCGUUUUAUGACUAACAAGUGGAAAGGAAAGAACGUAGACGAGAUUAUUUAUUUAUUUAUUUAGUAUUUCUCGCGACACUGAAUAUCUCGUAUGAAUCAUUCGGUGCAACGGAUGUGGCAGUCUUUUUUGUUUGUUGCAUCCGCACUCGCUUCUCCAUACUGUGUGGGCGGAGCAAGUGUUGUUCUUUGACCAGUGUAUGAAAAGGGAAAAUGUAGACUUUCAUUUGAUGCCAUUUGGACUCCUGUUCAUAGAUGAGACUAUUUCGUCCAGUUUCUCGAUUGCUUUUAGGUGAAAUAGUAAAGUAUUUUAGUGUGACAUAAUAGGUAAUUCCUUCUGUUUAUUGUUUCAUUCUUGAUCAUCUCUCCAACCACCUUCGACGCACAGUCAGCAUUGUCAUCAAUUUCCAUUUAUUAAUCCCAGUGUAGUUAAUAAGUUAUUUAUGAUAAUCUAAGUAAUUUCCAGAUUGAAGGCGGUAGCAUUCACAUUUCACCAUCGUCAUCAUCACCCCUGUGGAUUUGUUGAGGCCAUUUGAAGUCCUCAUUGGGUCCAUUAUAGACAGUCCCUGUUUAUUCGUCAGUAAUAAUAGAAGCCCGGCAGUCCUGUCAGCCCUUCCGUCAAAAUCGAUGGUGGUACACAUUUUGAAGAAAAAAUAUCCACCAUAUCCCCAUCAUAACUUGUCCACUAACUCCUAUCCCAUCCAUCCAGCAAGGCACUUUCAUGUAAAUGGUCGGCAUUUAAGUCAAUUUCGGUCUUUCAUUAAACUAGUACCAUUGUAGAAAUCUUACCAACGCAGUUUGUGUAAUAAUUAGGUUCAUGCUCAUUUGCUUCCUUCAACCAUAUAUAUAUAUAUAUAUAUAUAUAUAUAUAUAUAUAUAUAUAUAUAUAUAUAUAUAUAUAUAUAUAUUGUAUAUUGUAUAUUGUAUAUAAUGGUAAAAGGAAGCUAUUACUCUCCAAGUCUUAGGUACAUUAAGAUAUUAGUAAGUCUGUAGAGUUUUUAUAAACUGAACUUGAGUUUUACUAGAGUAGACGUUGUCCUAUAUGUACAAAAAUAUAGUGUGAAAGUCUCUCAGACGACGAUAAUGGAGAAUGCUCUUUGACAGUCAAAUUUCACUGUAUUUCUGGACGAUUUUUUUCCGGUAAUGAACUGUGAAAGCCAAGGAGUGAGUGACGUAUUUGCUGCGUCUUCACUGCGGUUUGCAACAGACCUUUGAGUCUGGUGGGAGCGGUAUCUGGGUCACGACGAGGCCUGCAGAGCCAAGAAUGAUUUUAUGGUUGCAUAUGAGUCAGUUCACGAGAGUUUUAUUGAAGUAGAUUACUGUUUCAGGCGUCACAGAAAAGUACUUUGAACGAGCUUGUAGGGUGACUGACAGCCCUCUCUACCCAGGUAGGCCAGGCUUGAAGGGUAAGAGAAGCAGAGUGGAGCGUCUACCCUGAAGAAGUGAUAUACUUAACCUUAAAUGAGAGAGAGAGAGGGCGUUAUAUACGAGCCAGUUAAAGAAUUUCAAUCUUUAGAGUAGGCUACAGAGAAAGUUUCGGUCACAAACCCCAGGAAUAGUUGCAAAGGUUCAAUACACAAAGUUUAUGCAAGAUGAGGUACCCUGACGGGUUAUUUGUCUCUUGUCUGUUUUGGAGGGGUCAGUAGGAUAUAUGGCCUCAUACCUUUCGAGUCUAUGAAGUUUAUUUCGUUGAGGUUAUUUAAUGGUAGGGUCCAGCUUACCUUAAAGCCACUACGUCGUGUAGGAAAUAACAGGAGGGAUUAUGCAUAACUUACGCCCAGGCUCACGAGACGGGCAGACAGAUAUCGUAAAAUAUGCAAGGCCUAAAGGAAUAGUAAAACUAGGAGGGAAUAUGGGGCUUGACCCCAAAUAACACAGUAGACAUGCUUAGGAGACAGAAGAUGCCGUGGAAAGGGCCACUUAAUAAGAGGUCUUAGGCAUACUCUAGGGUUGCUGAAGGUUAAUCUUCUACGUUCUUUUCUUGUGCAAAGAGGCUGGUCCUUGGCGUUCUUUUCUGUGCUUAAGGUUAGUCCUUAGCGUUCUUUUAUGAACUUAAGUCAGUCUUUGGCGGUUUUUUCUCUGUGCUUAAGGUCGGCCUUUUGCGUUCUUUUCUGUGUUUUGCACCAGUCCUUGGCAUUCGUUUUGUUGCAAAAAGGCCAGUCUUUGGCAUUCUUUUCUGAGGUCAAGGCCAGUCUUUGGUAUUGUUUUCUGAGGUAUAGGUCAGUCUUUGGCAUUCUCUUCCAUGCUACAUACUAUUCCUUGACAUUCUUUUUGUUAUACAUAGGAGCAAGUCUUUGCCAGUGUUUUCUGUUGCAACAGGUCAGUAUUGAUUUUCUGUUGCUAAAAGUCAGUUUUUGGCAUUUAUUUUGUUGCAGAGUGGCCCGUCUGAUAUUCUUUAAUUCUGCAGAGGCCAGCUUUUAGAAUUCCUUCAUGUUACAGAGUGGCUAGUCUGACAUUCUCUCACAAAGCGCCUCAGUGGCGUGGUUGGUUUGGUGUUUGCUUCUCACCUCGGUGGUCGCGGGUUCGAUUCUCGGCCAUUCCAUUGAGGAGUGAGAGAUGUGUAUUUCUGGUGAUAGAAGUUCA
This is a messenger RNA of Macrobrachium nipponense, 4080 nucleotides long. Its product is annotated as lens fiber major intrinsic protein-like. Gene Ontology annotation, cellular component: plasma membrane. Lineage: Eukaryota; Metazoa; Arthropoda; Malacostraca; Decapoda; Palaemonidae. The transcript has 9 exons. The coding region runs from base 406 to 1443 and encodes 345 amino acids. The record is from RefSeq and is a predicted model, not a curated record. Gene Ontology annotation, molecular function: water channel activity. Gene Ontology annotation, biological process: water transport; transmembrane transport.